GGGAUGGCUCCUGGGUAUGAGUUCCCUCCCAGACAAAGUUCGGUUCCUUCGUAUACGUACUACUCGUCAUCUACACCUACGCCACAAACCGCAAACUACAGGCACCUCCCUGAGCGGCCGAACAUGGGGCAGCCGAUGGGAGCUAUGCCAACACAACCUGGCACAAGCAUUGAUUAUGAGGGGUACGCUACGAGCGGUAAUACCGGUGUGUCUCAGCAACCAAUGCAGCACAUGCAGCACUAUGAGCAACACCCAUCCGAGCAAUACCAGGCUCCAACAGCACCUUCGAAUCAGGGCGAUGUCAACUAUGAGAUACAACAGCAAGUGAGGACGAUUCCUCAGAGAGAGUCAUAUGCUCGAGCUCGGCAGGAGGGGUGGCCGAAUCAGCAGCAUAUGGGAGGAGGAAGCGGUAGUGGACAGCAGCAAUCGUAGGUCAUAGUAGGUAUUGGAGAGCAUCGUUGGAGUUGGAGUCGUGCUUGUGUGGCUUAUGUUAGGAUUAUUUAUGGGACAUAUAGGAGUUCUGUCGUUUCUUACAGGGACGGUCAUUCGUUGGGA
Molecule: messenger RNA, 555 nt
Organism: Saitoella complicata NRRL Y-17804
Lineage: Eukaryota; Fungi; Ascomycota; Saitoellomycetes; Saitoellales; Saitoellaceae
Exons: 1
Coding region: 4-432 (142 amino acids)
Source: RefSeq, a predicted model, not a curated record